Molecule: messenger RNA, 1749 nt
Organism: Cervus elaphus (red deer)
Lineage: Eukaryota; Metazoa; Chordata; Mammalia; Artiodactyla; Cervidae
Gene: GIN1
Product: gypsy retrotransposon integrase 1
Exons: 8
Coding region: 96-1661 (521 amino acids)
Biological process (GO): DNA integration
Molecular function (GO): nucleic acid binding
Source: RefSeq, a predicted model, not a curated record
AACAACCACACGAAUAGUUCCGCUUCCGGCAGCACCACAUAAGUCGCGAGAGGAAGCUUAAAUCUUGACGGUAGCCUUUUGGACCACUUCGGUUCAUGAUGGUUCGUAGUGGAAAAAAUGGUGACCUUCAUCUUAAACAGAUUGCAUAUUAUAAACGAACUGGUGAAUAUCAUCCAACUACACUGCCUAGUGAGAGAAGUGGCAUAAGAAGAGCAGCAAAAAAAUUUGUCUUCAAAGAAAAGAAGCUGUUUUAUGUCGGAAAAGACAGAAAACAGGAUCGCUUGGUAGUUGUCUCAGAAGAAGAAAAAAAGAAAGUCCUAAGAGAAUGCCAUGAAAGCAACACUGGCGCCCACCACGGCAUCUCCAGAACCCUCACCCUGGUGGAGUCCCGCUACUACUGGACUUCUGUGACCAGUGAUGUCAAACAGUGGGUAUAUGCUUGUCCGCAUUGCCAAGUGGCAAAAAAUACAGUUAUUCUAGCACCUAAACAGCAUCUUCUCAAAGUGGAGAAUCCAUGGAGUAUAGUUACUGUUGAUCUGAUGGGCCCAUUUCAUACAAGCAACAGAAGUCAUGUAUAUGCUAUAAUCAUGACAGAUUUGUUCACAAAAUGGGUUGUGAUUUUGCCUCUUUGUGAUGUUUCAGCAUCAGAAAUUUCUAAAGCUAUUAUCAACAUAUUUUUCUUAUAUGGGCCUCCUCAGAAAAUAAUAAUGGACCAAAGAGAUGAAUUCAUUCAUCAGAUCAAUGUAGAACUAUGUGAAUUGUUUGGCACAAAGCAAAUUGUUAUUUCUCAUGCCUCCCAAACAAUGAAUCCAACUGCAAGUACAUCUAGCACAAUCAAAACAUUUCUUUCCAAACACUGUGCUGACUACCCGAACGACUGGGAUGAUCACCUAUCAGCUGUUUCAUUUGCCUUCAAUGUUACUCACUUGGAACCUACUAAAAAUACACCAUAUUUUCAAAUGUUUAAUCGAAAUCCUUACAUGCCUGCAUCUUCAGAUAUUCGUGAAGUGGAUGGUGAUAAUACAAGUAUGUUUGCCAAAAUUCUAGAUGAAAUUAAAGAAGCUGAUAAAAUAACGGAGAAUAAGACAACUUCAGUGGGCCAGGUGGAAAACAAUUUUGAUGAACUAAAUAAAAGCAAAAUCAUUGUUAAAAAGAAACCAAAGCAAUUAAAUCCAUUUCAUCUAAAAGUGGGUCAUGAAGUUUUACGGCAGAGGAAAAACUGGUGGAAGGAUGGUCGUUUCCAGUCUGAAUGGGUUGGUCCUUGUGUCAUAGACUAUAUUACAGAAAAUGGAUGUGCUGUUCUGCGGGACAGCACUGGAGCUAGACUUAAAAGACCUAUCAAAAUGUCCCACCUGAAGCCCUAUGUAAGAGAAUUGCGUGAACAAGAUGGUCUCCAUCCCUUACACGGUGCAGUAGUGGCGGAUCAUGACUACGUUGGAAUGCCUGAGCUUCCAGUUGGAGCGUACCAAGCAAGUAUUCUGGUGGAAGAUGCCGCCAUUGGAGUAGUCGACAGCGAGUUACUGACGUCAAGCAAGGAUCGUGAGCUAUUAGAAUACAGAAAUGCCAAAAUCUCUCCACUGAUGGAAGAUCAUAAUGCUCUUGAAAAGCAGACUUUUAGUCUUUUGGACUCUUCAAACCAAGUCCUUGAGUACUUAACUUAGUAAACACAAAAAUUCAUUUAAAGUGCUGUUUAGAGAAUAUAUCACCUUGAAUCUUAUCUUUGCCAUUCAAAAAGAUUACAUAGAAAAA